AAGGUUCUUUAUGGUAUGAUACAGCCAUCCUGUAGCACCUUUUUUCAACUGUACACAAAAAUCUGACCACAGAGGGCCUUGGGCGACAGGACUUGGUGCCAAAUUGGAUUCCACCUACGCAGAUCCACCACCUGUUCUUUCCAGCCAUGAUGUUGUCCUCCAACACCUGCUGACCCCUCCAAGCAUCAGGUCUGUCUUUGGAUUCAUUUCCGCCCCAUUACUGCUCUGAAACGGUGGUGUAUUUUCACCCUCAUGGUGUCAAUAAUAACUAGAGAGGUACAUCCAGGUAUUUCUUGUUUCUUUGAUUGUGAAACAUGUUUUUUUAAUGGCAAUUUGUAAAUACUGUAUUUUAUGAGGUGGCUAAUUUGUAUGAAGUUGAAACAAAUUUGCACGUUUUAGUGCAAUCUGCUGCCUUUCACCCCAGUUACUUUGUGUUGGGGGGUUAGGGGGUGGUAUUAUUCAUGUUUUUAUUUCUAGUAAUCAUAUGAUUUUGUACAAUUAACUUCAUAUGAAUGUAUAUGAAUGUAUAUCAAUUAGCCACCAAAUAUGUACGAAUUCCUGUGAGAUUAGGCUGAUUUUUGUCAAUGCUUCCCAGUCAUCUUUGUUCCCUAUGGUGAAGAGUGUUUGUGUUUUUGUUAGUUUGGGAUUGAAAUGCAGAUCCGUGCCAUCGGAGGAUACUGAUUUAGCAACAGCAUGAGAUGAAAAAAGCACAUUUAUGUAACUUAGGCUGCUGUUAUAGUUUAGUCUUUGUUGUUUAGUUUAACCUCAUGUUUCAUGGUUUGCACCUGUCGCCUGUUAAUUUUAUUAUCAUCAUCGUCAUUGUUAUUACCUGUGUCCAUGCAUAUUUAUUUAUACCCUUGCCUUAGUUCAGUCCGGGUCAGAUCUCAUUUGUGUUGUGGUUGAUGAAUGUAUCCUCCUUGUUUUAUUAAAGUUAUGUGUUUAUUGUAAUCCAUCGUCCUCCUUAUCUCCCCACACCAGCAUAACGUUACAGAAGAUCGGACCACACUGUUUGGUGUGUGUUAGCGGCGUCAUUUGUCAGUGUUUUUUGUUUUCCGUCCCCAGUCAUCAUGUGUAGGUUUCGUUUCCCCCCGUAACACUGUCAUGGACAUCUCUGUGGUACAGCUAAUGUGCCUGGAGCAGGAAGAUUGCUCCCUCGAGGAACACCUUUUAGACUUUCUAAAGAUGGUUUCAUUCACCACCUUCACCAGCCUGCAGCCACACGAGAGCCAGAGCAUAUCGCAACUGAGCCCGACAUCGCAACAGAGCGUGAGCUUCACGGAUUGUCAGACCAGGUACAUGAGCUGGCUACAACGUGUGUCUUUGUGGGAGUACUGGUGGAGUAUGAGGGCUGUGAGGAAAGCCCCGCCCACACUCUGUCACUGAGGGUGAGCUAUCGUUGAAAUCUGAACACAUUUAAUGAUGUUUUUACUGUACGCUGUUCCUGCCCAGUUGUCCUUCGUCCUCGCUGGUCCCGUCCAGCUGUCUUUCAUCCCCACUGGUCCCAUCCAGCCUCCCUCUCCCUCCUCCUCUAUCAUCAUCAGCCAGUCCAUCAACCACCCAACGACUGGCAUCUGAUUACACCCCAGCUCACCCUCAGAGGAACUGGGGAGUAACCAUCUGCCCCUGAGACAGGGGAGUUUCCCAUGUCUCCACCACCAUCCUCCAAGACCAUGACUCCGCCUCAGACCUCCAACCCAUCAACUACUCCCCGGCUUACGACUCCCUCGUCUCCACCAUGGCCCACCUUCCCACCAGCUCCGCCAGGAUCCCUCAUCCCUCCGGCUCCGCCUUGGUCCGUCAUCGUCCCAUCUCCUCCUCUUGACUCCACUCAUCCGGCUACUCCUCGUCAUUCCAUCCCACCUGCUCUGUCGGGCUCCUCCCUACCUCCCUGCAGCUCCGCCUCGAUCUUCGGUCGCUCUGACACCACCGCAGGCUUUUGGGUCCUUGCCUUCGCCUCAGUCACCAGAUCCGUUGGCCCCGCCCUGGCCUUCUGGCACCUCGGCUUAUCCCAGGCUCUCUGUCUGCUCGGCUCCACCCAGGUCACCUCCUCCAGGACUUUCAUUACCAUCACUCGUCCCCAGGGUGUCGAGUUCCAUCUCUCCACCAUGGCUUCUCCCUACGGCAACUCCACCCUGGCUGCUUCUACUGCUCUUGGCUUCUCCCACCUUGGUCAGCCUCUUUUUUCACUGACUCGUUGUUGUUUAGUUGCCCCCCCACUACUUCGGUGUAGUUUUAUUUUUAUGAUGCGGGACGCACCGGGAGGAGGGAGAGUACUGUUAUAGUUUAGUCUUUGUUGUUUAGUUUUACCUCAUGUUCCAUUUUCUGCCCUUGUCGUCUGUUAAUUUUAUCAUCAUCAACAUU
Molecule: messenger RNA, 2361 nt
Organism: Misgurnus anguillicaudatus (oriental weatherfish)
Lineage: Eukaryota; Metazoa; Chordata; Actinopteri; Cypriniformes; Cobitidae
Source: RefSeq, a predicted model, not a curated record